GGGCACGUGACUGCCCUGGGGCACGUGACGCGGGCCGGGAGAGCGGCGGAGCGGGAGCGGAGCGGUGCAGCCAUGGUGUCCGGAAAGCAGCUGGCAGACUUUGGCUACAAGGCCUUCUCGGGCUCCAUGAUGCUGCUGACGGUGUACGCCGGCUACCUGUGCAGUGUGCGUGUGCAGAGGAUGCUGCAGCAGCGCCGCCAGCGGGAGAGCACGCCUGGGGCUCAGAGCUGAGCCUGUCCUGGGGCUGGGGCUGAGAGCUCAGCCUGUGCUGGGGCUGGGGCUGAGCCUGUCCUGGG
Messenger RNA from Melozone crissalis (California towhee), 296 nucleotides. Its product is annotated as cytochrome c oxidase assembly protein COX14 homolog. Bases 73 to 231 code for a protein of 52 amino acids. Lineage: Eukaryota; Metazoa; Chordata; Aves; Passeriformes; Passerellidae. The record is from RefSeq and is a predicted model, not a curated record. The transcript is spliced from 2 exons.